AUGCCCCCCAGAGCUGAUCCUAACGCAGAGAUAGUUCUGUAUUUGCGCGUCAAGGGCGGGAUAAUCCCCGCGCCAAAUGCCCUUGGUCCAAAGAUCGGGCCCUACGGUCUUCCGCCCAAAGUUGUUGGUGAGAAGAUCCACGAGGCUACACAAGGCUACAAGGGGAUCCGCGUGAAAGUCCGCAUCGUCUCAAAGAACAGACAGCCGACAGUCUCUGUUGUGCCCACAGCCUCCUCGCUUCUUGUCAAGGCUCUGGGCGAGGGUCCUCGCACGAUUCCCAAGGGUCAGCCCCUUCUGCACACAGGCACAGUGAAGUUCGACACGGUCCUAGACAUCGCAAAGGAGCUCCGCGCUAACUCCUUCGCUCUGAAGUACGCCGGCACGGUCCUCGAGGUCCUGGGUUCUGCCCGCUCCGUUGGCUGCAAGGUGGAGUACAAGGGCACUGUAUAUUCUCCCGCUGAGAUCACGGAGAUGGUGAAGGCCGGGGACAUAGAGAUCCCAGAAUAUAAUGUACCCUACCAGCUUGCUGAGGAGCAAGAGACAGAGUAA
Messenger RNA from Giardia duodenalis, 549 nucleotides. Its product is annotated as Ribosomal protein L12. Bases 1 to 549 code for a protein of 182 amino acids. Gene Ontology annotation, biological process: translation. Gene Ontology annotation, cellular component: ribosome; cytosolic large ribosomal subunit. The record is from RefSeq and is a predicted model, not a curated record. NCBI's taxonomy places the organism in Eukaryota, Fornicata, Diplomonadida, Hexamitidae. The transcript has a single exon. Gene Ontology annotation, molecular function: structural constituent of ribosome; large ribosomal subunit rRNA binding.